CAAAAGUCCAACAAUCGAUUAAAAUUACAAAAGUUGGGAAUAAAAAUUUAGGUGGUUAUGGUUAGCUCACAGAAAUAUGUAGAGAGCGUGAGAUAGUUUUUGGUCGCUCCUCGCUGUAUUCCUCCUCGAACCCCUAACCCCCCUAACCGUCAACCGGCUCCAUCAGGCUCCAUGCUUCAUUAUUGCUGAUUGCUGCAGCUUCGUAUUCAAGCGCUGUUGCGCUUCGUCGCCUUUGUAGUACAAAUUCAAUAAAAAGUUUAACAUCGUCGAAUGACAUUUUUUUUCAAGUUUAAUUCAGUAAUGUGCACGUUGGUGUAUUCAUUUAUACUACUUUAGUAAUCCAUAAGAUAUCUGUAAUAAAUAUAUUGAAAAAGCGUUUUUUGGACUGAGGAAAUAAUGGCAGACGCAGCGGCUCGACAACUCCAGUACGAGUACAAAGCGAACUCGAACCUUGUUUUGCAAGCCGAUGUCCGUUUGAUCGAACGACGGAGUCGAGAUGAAGCGACAGGCGAAGUUAUGUCACUUGUUGGAAAACUUGAUGGUACAAGAAUGGGUGACAGAUCCCAACGUACUAGGCCUGCGAAAGCUGAUGAACGCAAAGUCAAACGUCAAAAGAGAGAUGAAGCGCAAUAUGAUUUUGCUAGAAUGAAAGGUGCCACUCUUCUCUCAGAAGGUGUAGAUGAAAUGGUUGGAAUAGUGUAUCGUCCGAAGACACAAGAAACACGUCAAACAUACGAAAUUCUUCUGAGUUUUAUUCAAGAAGCUCUGGGUGAUCAGCCUCGUGAUAUUCUAUGUGGAGCAGCUGACGAAGUACUUGCUGUUUUAAAAAAUGAUAGAUUGAAAGAAAAAGAGAAAAAAAAGGAAACAGAAACAUUACUUGGAAGUUUGGCCGAAGAAAGAUUUGCACUCCUUGUCAACCUUGGAAAAAAAAUCACAGACUUUGGUAACGAUGAGAAGGGAACUACGAAUGAAGAAAAUAUUGAUGAAACGUAUGGUAUUAAUGUGCAGUUUGAGGAAAGCAGCGAAGAGGAUGACGAAGAUGCUUAUGGCGAGGUUCGAGAUAAUGAGGAUGAGGCUGAUGAAGGUGAAGAAGCGAAUGAUGAUCAUGCUAUACAUGCAGAAAAUUUGGGAGGGGCUGAAGAAUUGAAAAAAGAAAAAGCCCUUCAUCCAUUAGAGAUCGAUGCUUAUUGGCUGCAGAGACGACUCAGCAGGAUUUAUAAUGAUGCCAUGGUGUCUCAGGCUCGGGCGGCCGAAGUUUUAAACAUCUUGAAAGAUGCUGGUGAUGACCGUGACUGUGAAAACCAACUUGUCAUUUUACUGGGCUAUGACUGUUUCAAUUUCAUUAAACAACUAAAAAAAUAUCGUCAAAUGAUAGCUUAUUGUACGAUGUUAGCAUCGUCACAAUCUGAAUCGGAGCGUCAAAAAAUUCGUAAUAAAAUGAAUGAUGAUCCAGGACUAGCGAAAAUUUUGCGACAAUUAGAUACUGGAAAGGGAGAGGAUGAUACAGACGAAACAAUGGAGGCUAGAGCCCAAAGAAAAAGAAGAGAAGAAAACGAAGAUACUGGAGGUCCUGGCGGACAAGUCCAAGGUACUAGAAAUCUGAUUGAUCUUGAAGAUUUAACUUUCGCCCAAGGUAGUCAUUUUAUGGCCAAUAAAAGCUGUGAAUUGCCGGACGGGAGUUUUCGAAAACAACGCAAAGGAUACGAAGAGGUACACGUUCCAGCUUUGAAGCCGAAACCUUUUGCUGACAACGAGAAACUUUACCCAGUUGAUCAGUUAUCGAAAUAUGUCCAACCAGCAUUCGAAGGUUUUAAAACUUUAAAUCGAAUCCAAAGUCGACUCCAUCAGACCGCUCUGGAAAGUGAUGAAAAUCUGUUAUUGUGUGCACCCACGGGUGCGGGUAAAACUAACGUAGCCCUAUUAUGCAUGAUGCGUGAAAUCGGUAAACAUAUAAACGCUGACGGAACUAUAAAUUCAGACGAAUUUAAAAUAAUCUACGUUGCGCCUAUGCGAUCACUUGUACAAGAAAUGGUUGGAAAUUUUGGUAAGCGUUUGGCUGGCUACAAUCUUACAGUUUCUGAAUUGACAGGAGAUCAUCAAUUGACACGUGAGCAGAUUGCUGCCACCCAAAUAAUUGUUUGCACACCAGAAAAGUGGGACAUUAUAACACGAAAAGGUGGUGAAAAGACUUUUACAUCUUUGGUUCGAUUAAUAAUUAUUGACGAAAUUCAUCUUUUGCACGACGAACGAGGUCCUGUUCUCGAAGCCUUGGUUGCUCGAACCAUAAGAAACAUUGAAGCGACACAAGACGAUGUUCGAUUGGUCGGUCUUUCUGCAACUUUACCAAAUUACCAAGAUGUUGCUGCAUUUCUUCGGAUUAAACUGGAGACAGGUCUGUUUUAUUUCGAUAACAGUUUUCGUCCAGUUGCUCUUGAACAACAGUAUAUCGGAGUGACGGAGAAAAAAGCGCUCAAGCGAUUUCAAGUCAUGAAUGAAAUAGUCUAUGAAAAAACGAUGGAACACGCUGGUAGAAAUCAGAUUCUAGUUUUCGUUCAUUCUCGGAAAGAAACUGGGAAAACCGCCAGAGCCAUACGAGACAUGUGCCUUGAAAAAGAUACAUUAGGACAAUUUUUGCGCGAAGGUUCCGCCUCCAUGGAAGUGUUACGCACGGAAGCCGAACAAGUUAAGAAUCAAGAAUUGAAAGAUUUACUUCCAUAUGGAUUUGCCAUCCAUCACGCAGGAAUGACCAGGGUGGAUCGUACGUUGGUCGAAGAUUUGUUUGCUGACAGGCAUAUUCAAGUUCUGGUAUCCACCGCUACGUUGGCAUGGGGUGUCAACUUACCAGCCCACACAGUUAUCAUCAAAGGAACACAAGUGUACAACCCGGAAAAAGGGAGGUGGGUUGAAUUGGGUGCCUUAGAUGUUUUGCAAAUGUUGGGACGUGCUGGUCGUCCUCAAUACGAUACGAAAGGCGAAGGAAUUCUCAUUACGAAUCACAGUGAAUUACGGUAUUAUUUAUCAUUACUAAAUCAACAGUUGCCGAUAGAAUCACAGCUCAUCAGUAAAAUGCCAGACAUGCUGAAUGCUGAAAUAGUUCUUGGAACUAUUCAAAAUAUACGUGAUGCCGUUUCGUGGCUCGGUUACACCUAUCUUUAUAUCAGAAUGCUCAGAUGUCCAAAUUUGUACGGAAUAUCGCAUGAUACACUAAAAAGCGAUCCUCUGUUGGAACUACGUCGGGCGGAUUUAAUUCAUUCUGCCGCGAUGUGUCUCGAUAGGAGUGGCCUGAUCAAAUAUGAUCGCAAAUCUGGCAAUUUUCAAGCGACUGAAUUGGGGAGAAUCGCAUCGCAUUAUUAUUGUAGUCACGAUACAAUGUCGACUUACAACCAAUUGUUGAAAAGAACUCUUAGCGAGAUCGAGCUUUUUCGUGUUUUUUCUCUCUCGGGUGAGUUCAGAAAUAUCAACGUGCGCGAAGAAGAAAAGCUGGAACUGCAGAAAUUGAUGGAACGAGUUCCUAUUCCAAUAAAAGAGAGUAUUGAAGAACCAAGCGCGAAAGUAAACGUUUUACUUCAGGCUUAUAUAUCGCAGUUAAAACUUGACGGUUUCGCACUUAUGUCUGACAUGGUAUUCGUUACACAAUCAGCAUCACGAUUAAUGCGCGCUAUUUUCGAAAUUGUUUUAUUUCGUGGUUGGGCACAGCUUGCCGACAAAUGUUUGUCUCUCUGCAAAAUGAUUGACCGUCGCAUGUGGCAGUCAAUGUCUCCUUUGCGCCAAUUUCGUAAAAUGCCUGAAGAAAUCAUCAAAAAAAUUGAGAAGAAAAAUUUUCCAUGGGAGCGGCUUUACGACCUCGGUCCCAACGAAAUUGGUGAACUGAUCCGUGUACCGAAGCUUGGAAAAACUAUCCACAAGUAUAUUCAUCAGUUUCCGAAGCUCGAGUUAUCGACGCAUAUUCAACCGAUAACAAGAUCGACAUUGCGCGUCGAAUUGACAAUAACCCCCGAUUUCCAGUGGGAUGAGAAAGUUCACGGUGCUUCAGAAGCAUUCUGGAUUCUUGUUGAAGACGUAGACAGUGAAGUUGUACUGCACCAUGAAUAUUUUUUGCUAAAAUCUAAAUAUGCUCAAGAUGAGCAUAUGGUGAAAUUCUUCGUUCCCGUCUUCGAACCACUCCCACCUCAAUAUUUCCUUCGCGUUGUCUCUGACCGUUGGAUCGGCGCAGAAACGCAGUUGCCUGUUUCAUUUCGUCAUUUGAUAUUACCAGAAAAAAAUCUGCCACCUACAGAACUUCUUGAUCUUCAACCGCUUCCGAUAACAGCUCUCCGAAAUGAAAAAUUCGAGACACUCUACACUGAUAGAUUUCCGCAAUUUAAUCCAAUUCAAACCCAAGUUUUCAACGCUGUUUAUAACUCAGACGACAACGUCUUCAUCGGUUCGCCGACAGGUUCGGGCAAAACGACUAUUGCAGAAUUUGCUGUGCUUCGAUUAUUAACACAAAAUCCGGAUGGCCGCUGCGUUUACAUGGUCAGUAAAGAAGCUUUGGCCGAAUUGGUAUACGCAGAUUGGUACACAAAAUUCAAUCACAUAUUAGGAAGAAAAGUUGUCCUAUUAACUGGUGAAACCGGGACAGAUUUGAAAUUAUUAGCGAAAGGACAAGUAAUAAUUACGACCGCUGAUAAAUGGGAUGUUCUCUCUCGACGAUGGAAGCAGCGAAAAAAUGUGCAAAACAUCCAGCUGUUUAUUGUCGACGAGUUACAGCUUAUUGGUGGCGAGGAAGGACCGGUUCUAGAAGUGGCCUGUUCGCGAGCCCGUUACAUAUCAUCCCAACUCGAAAAGCCGACUCGAAUAAUAGCUUUAUCAGCUUCGUUAGCCGAUGCAAAAGACGUUGCGCAGUGGCUUGGUGCACCUGCUGCUGCAACCUUUAACUUUCAUCCUUCCGUACGUCCGAUCCCAAUGGAACUCCACGUUCAGGGAAUAAAUAUAACGCACAAUGCUUCUCGCUUAGCCGCCAUGGCGAAACCAGUUUAUAAUGCAGUUCUGCGACAUGCGUCACAUAAACCAGCCAUUAUCUUCGUUCCUACUCGACGACAAGCAAGACUCACGGCUAUUGAUCUACUAACCUUCACAGCAGCGGAAGGACAGCCGUCACGAUUUUUUCAUGCAGAAGAAUCAGAUAUUACACCAUUCCUCGAUCGGAUGAGCGAUAAAACAUUGAAGGAAACACUCUCACAAGGGGUUGCAUAUUUGCACGAAGGACUGUCCGCCGAUGACCGUCAUCUUGUUGAGCAACUGUUCGAUAGUGGUGCUAUUCAAGUCGCCGUUGCAACGCGUGACCUUUGCUGGGGUCUUUCGAUCAACUGUCAUUUGGUCAUUGUAAUGGAUACUCAAUCCUAUAAUGGUAAGACACAUGCGUAUGAGGACUAUCCAAUAACCGACGUUCUGCAAAUGGUCGCUCGUGCCAAUCGCCCAUUAGAAGAUGACGAUGCCAAAUGCGUUCUUUUAUGUCAGAGUUCAAAGAAAGAUUUUUUCAAAAAGUUUCUCAACGAACCACUACCGGUGGAAAGUCACUUGGACCAUCGACUUCAUGAUCAUUUCAAUGCAGAGAUAGUCACAAAGACCAUUGAGAAUAAACAGGACGCUGUUGAUUACUUAACGUGGACCUUCUUGUAUCGACGUUUGACACAAAAUCCUAAUUACUACGGUUUACAAGGUAUUACACAUAGACACUUGUCUGAUCAUUUAUCAGAACUUGUUGAAAGUACAUUGAGCGACUUGGAACAAGCAAAGUGUGUCGCCAUAGAAGAUGAGAUGGAUACAUUGCCUCUAAAUCUUGGAAUGAUUGCCGCGUACUAUUACAUUAAUUACGCGACUAUAGAAUUAUUUAGCCUUUCGUUGAAUAAUAAAACGAAAGUUCGGGGCCUUCUAGAGAUUAUCUCAGCUGCUGCUGAGUAUGAAACCGUUCCAGUAAGGCAACGGGAAGAAAAUUUAUUGAGAAGUUUAGCUGCUCGACUCCAACAUGCUCCCCAAGCUCCAAGGAUGGCUGAUCCCCACGUGAAAGCUCAGCUGUUACUCCAGGCUCAUUUAUCGAGAAUACAAUUGGGUCCUGAGCUCCAAAAAGACACGGAACUAGUUUUGAGCAGGGCAAUUAGACUGAUUCAAGCCUGUGUCGAUGUUUUAAGUUCAUCUGGUUGGCUUUCGCCUGCUGUUGCUGCAAUGGAGCUUGCUCAAAUGGUAACACAAGCCAUGUGGUCGAAAGAUUCUUACUUGAAACAGUUGCCGCAUUUCACAUCGGAAACGAUUAAGCGGUGUACUGAAAAAGGAGUUGAAACAGUUUUUGAUGUUAUGGAGCUGGAAGAUGGUGACAGGAAUCGUCUCUUGCAAUUAACCGAUGCUCAAAUGGCAGACGUAGCAAAGUUUUGUAAUCGUUACCCUAAUAUCGAAAUGUCUUAUGAAGUACAAGAUAAAGAUAAAUUACACAGUGGUGGUACAGUAAACGUUGUCGUACAAUUAGAAAGAGAAGACGAAGUUACUGGUCCAGUAGUAGCGCCGUUUUUCCCGCAAAAACGAGAAGAAGGAUGGUGGGUGGUUAUUGGUGAUUCGCGGACAAAUUCUUUGCUAUCAAUAAAGAGACUUACCCUUCAACAAAAAGCAAAGGUUAAACUCGAUUUUGUUGCACCAACGCCUGGACAACAUUUUUACACUCUGUAUUUUAUGAGCGAUGCGUAUCUGGGAUGCGAUCAAGAAUACAAGUUCACGAUCAAUGUUGGUGAAUACGAUUCCGAUGCCAGUUCAGUAUCCGAAUCCGACUAGGAAUGAUUUAUUUCAUUUAUUCCGUUAUGGUUGUAAGAUAACGCAAAUUCAGCUCCCACAACUUCUCGUAUAGAAAAAGAACUAACUCACCUGACUGGAUUUGAGUAUUAUAAUAUCCAUUCUGAAAUGUACGAUUUGGUUUCAUGAUACAAUUUGAGGUGAUUUAUAAACGACGGUUAAGUUGACGUUCAAUUUUAACAUUGCAAAUAGUGCUAUAUACUAGCUGAACUUUUUCCAAACUUUGGCAAAAAUGUAAUUGAACAUAUUCGAUGAUCGCAUUACGAAAAUGUUGUGAACAAAAAUGAAGAGAUGAAACAUUUGUUUACAUUAUUUUCCAUUACUAUACAAACGUGGUAACAUUUCUAUUAAUAGCGAAAAAUGUACAUGUCAAGUUAAAUGAGGUCCAGUUAGACUAACCUGGCAAUAAAAAUCUUUCACACAUA
Molecule: messenger RNA, 7244 nt
Organism: Venturia canescens
Lineage: Eukaryota; Metazoa; Arthropoda; Insecta; Hymenoptera; Ichneumonidae
Gene: l(3)72Ab
Product: U5 small nuclear ribonucleoprotein l(3)72Ab
Exons: 5
Coding region: 397-6801 (2134 amino acids)
Molecular function (GO): nucleic acid binding; ATP hydrolysis activity; ATP binding
Source: RefSeq, a predicted model, not a curated record